Phyllostomus hastatus (greater spear-nosed bat) is the source of this 2060-nucleotide messenger RNA. RefSeq names its product guanine deaminase (gene GDA). Gene Ontology annotation, molecular function: zinc ion binding; guanine deaminase activity. Bases 170 to 1534 code for a protein of 454 amino acids. NCBI's taxonomy places the organism in Eukaryota, Metazoa, Chordata, Mammalia, Chiroptera, Phyllostomidae. The transcript has 14 exons. Gene Ontology annotation, biological process: guanine catabolic process. Gene Ontology annotation, cellular component: cytosol. The record is from RefSeq and is a predicted model, not a curated record.
UGGGCGCGGCCUGCAAGGGGGCCAGUGAUCGCUGAGGAAAGCGGGGGCAGGACCAGGCCAGAGCUGGUGCCCGCUCGGCAGCCACCAGCAGUCUCGGGAGCUCUGGCCGCGCCUCCACCCGGUGCGCCCUUCUUGGCCCGCGGACCCUGCGCUGCGCUCAGUCGCCAAUAUGUGUGCCGCGGGGAUGUCACCCCUGGCGCACAUCUUCCGAGGGACGUUCGUCCACUCCACUUGGACCUGCCCCAUGGAGGUGCUGAGGGAUCACCUCCUCGGUGUGAGCGACAGCGGCAAAAUAGUGUUUUUAGAAGAAGCAUCUCAACAAGAAAAGCUGGCCAAAGAAUGGUCCUUCAAGCCAUGUGAUAUCAGAGAACUGAGCCGCCAUGAGUUCUUCAUGCCCGGACUGGUUGAUACACACAUCCAUGCCCCUCAGUAUUACUUUGCUGGGAGUCAUAUGGACCUGCAGCUUCUGGAGUGGCUGACCAAAUACACAUUUCCUACGGAACUCAAAUUCAAGAGCAAUGAUUUUGCAGAAGAAGUAUACACUAGAGUUGUUAGGAGAACGCUGAAGAAUGGAACAACCACAGCUUGCUACUUUGCAACAAUUUACACUGACUCAUCUCUGCUCCUUGCGGAAAUUACAGAUAAAUUUGGGCAGCGGGCAUUUGUGGGCAAAGUCAGCAUGGAUAUGAAUGACACUUUUCCAGAAUAUAAGGAAACCACUGAGGAAUCAAUUGAGGAAACAGAGAGAUUUGUGUCAGAAAUGCUCCAAAAGAAUUAUCCUAGAGUGAAGCCCAUAGUGACACCACGUUUUGGCCUUUCCUGCUCUGAGAGGUUGAUGAGUGAACUUGGAAAAAUCGCAAAGACCCACGAUUUGCACAUUCAGAGCCAUAUAAGUGAAAGUCUUGAUGAAGUCAAAGCUGUGGAAAACUUAUACCCCAGUUAUAAAAACUAUCCAGAUUUGUAUGAUAAAAACGGUCUCCUGACAAAUAAGACAGUGAUGGCACAUGGCUGCUACCUUUCCGCAGAAGAACUGGAUCUAUUCAAAAAAAGAGGAGCAUCGAUCGCAUGUUGUCCCAAUUCUAACAUAUCCCUCUGCAGCGGCUUUCUCAAUGUAGUGGAAGUGCUGGACCAUGAAGUGAAAUUAGGGCUGGGUACAGAUGUUGCUGGUGGUUAUUCAUCUUCCAUGCUCAAUGCAAUCAGAACAGAAAUGAUGACUUCUAAUGUCCUUUUAAUUAAUGAGGUAAAUGAAAAGGGCCUCACCUUUGAAGAAGUGUUCAGACUAGCUACUCUUGGAGGCAGCCAAGCCCUGGGGCUGGAUAAAGACAUUGGAAACUUUGAAGUGGGCAAGGAAUUUGAUGCCCUCUUGAUCAACCCCAAAGCAUCUGACUCUCCCAUUGAUCUGUUUUGUGGGGAUUUAGUUGGUGAUGUUUCUGGGGCUAUUAUCCAGAAGUUUCUCUAUCUAGGAGAUGACCGAAAUAUUGAAGAGGUUUACGUGGGUGGAAAGCUCGUGGUUCCCUUCUCAAGCUCAGUCUAAGACCCUUGGCAUCUCCGAGUUUUCCUGGUUAACGUGCUUCUGCGCCUCCCUUGUGCCCAGGCGGAGUUAGAAAGUCAAAAAUUAGUACCUUGUUCUUGAGAUGAUUCUCUCUUUCUGUGUCUGCUUAAAGUACUCACUGGACAGAUCAAAGGAAGUUGCUCUGAUUUUCAAUUCUCUGGUUGGAAGGAUGCAAAAUCUCUCUUUUUCGAGCUGUUCAGACUUAUUUAGAGUUUAAACAUAAGAAUGCUAUUACUAGUGCUGUUCUUCUUAUGAGAUUUAAGUAAAAUCUAUUUUAUAUUUGGAAAUGUGGAGAGGAAAGAUAUUCCUAGCAGGUUAGGUAUUUUGAGCUAAUAAUUGUGAAAACUAGAUAUGGAAAAUGAACCAGGGAGUCUAUUUUUACAAGGGAGAAAAAGUUAGACUAUGGACAAACGUUGGAAAAACCACUUCAGAUUGUUUGCAAAUCAUAUACUGAGCUUACUAAUGUCAAAGGAGAAGUUGUUGAGUUUUAAAACGUGUUUCCAAGAUA